Molecule: messenger RNA, 4267 nt
Organism: Drosophila serrata
Lineage: Eukaryota; Metazoa; Arthropoda; Insecta; Diptera; Drosophilidae
Gene: sr
Product: zinc finger domain-containing protein striped
Cellular component (GO): nucleoplasm; cytoplasm; nucleus
Molecular function (GO): RNA polymerase II cis-regulatory region sequence-specific DNA binding; DNA-binding transcription repressor activity, RNA polymerase II-specific
Source: RefSeq, a predicted model, not a curated record
CCAAUGGAGUCUCGGUCAAUUCGUGUGUGUUUUAAUUUUUGUUUUCAAAUAGUUUUGUUUCAUUUCCAAACAACCGAUCGACGAUCAACCACAAAAAUGUUGCUGACAAUGCGUCGUCAAAAUGAACUGAUUGUAGGCAGCCAGCAGCAUCCAUCAACUAAUUCCACAUCGCCAGCAGGAGCAGCAUCUGUUACAGGAGCCACUGCAUCGGUGACUCCACCACAGGCAACCCUAGGAUUACCAGGACAAAGUCUCAGCUUAGUACCCACCUCGUCGGCGGCAGGAACACCGCAGGAUUCGCUCAACACUCCAACCACUCCCCUCCUAAGCCUCAGUCGCAAUCCGUUGCAAUUCGCACCACCGCCGGCACCACCCAUUGCCGUGCCCAGCGCAGCCACUUCAGGACCAGCUUUUGGCUUUUACCAGAGCUCCAGUGGUGCACCACUUCAUCAUUCCGUGGCGGCCACCACAGCUGAGAGCGGCGGAGCAACCACCUCGGCAGAGUUGGAUGAGUACGUGGACAUUCUGCAGGUGCAGCAGCUUCUCUUGGACUCAUCCGCAGCUGCAGCAGCGGCGGCAAAUAAUCCUGCAACAACCGAGCAGCAGCAACAGCAGCAGCAGCAGCAACAGCAGCAGCAGCAGCAACAGCAUCAAACAUUGCAGCAGCAGCAACAAUCACAGCAAAUCGUUGCCAAGCCGCGACCGCGAAUUAACCUGCAAAAGGCCACGGAAUAUGCCGCUCAAUUAGCUCAGGCCGAGUCCUCAUCGCCUGGCUCGCGUCGUGUCCUCCUCGAUUAUCCGAAUCCUUAUUUGUACGGCAAUCACUAUCAUCAUCAUACGCCGCCCAGCGAGGACCUUGUUGCCCUUUGGUUUGGCAGCAAUGGGACAGGCGGCGUAGCCCCUGGAACUCCAUCAGCGGCCAUGAUCAUGGAAGGGCUUGAAACCCUGGUGGCGCCCACGCAUCACGCAUUCCUGCUCACCGAGACGGCCGCGGCCGCUCACUUCAAUGUCCUGAGCUUCGACACCUGUCUGUUUAAGACCAGUACGGCGGCCCAGAGCAGCGGCAGUCCGUCAUCGGCGGCGGCCACCUAUCUGAGUCCCGCCCAAUUCGGUGGCAAUCCCAGUGGAGCCGGCACUAGCCAUAGCAGUGGUUCCCUCAACUCCACAUCCGGCUCCUCCUCGUCCACUUCCUCAUCGCUGUUGCAUUACACCAGCGCCUCAGCAGCAGCUGCUGCUGCAGCAGCCGCAUCAGCCGCUGUUGCUGCUGCGAAUAAUUCGGUGCUGCGUGCCCGCAAUCAGACAGCCACGCCCACACAGGGCGGCAGUCCGGGACACGUGGCGGUGCAACCAAGUGCCAACGCCAGCAGUGGUCGCAGCUCAGCCUCGCAUCUUAGCCUUUUGAACACAAGUGGCCAACAUAGUCCCACCACGGCCUCGGUUGUGGAGCAGGUGGAGGCCCACAAGCAGAUGAUCGAGGCACUGCCGGGCGAUCUCAAUACGCCGGUGACCACAUCCAGUGAUAUACCCUCGUUCUUUGGCCCCACAACAGUGGUGGAACCGCCACCCAUUACUGGAUCUAUUGAAUCCGAGGACCUGUCGCUGGAACCCCAAGUGGUAUCCGUCGCCAGUCCGGUGUUGUCACAUUGCAGUCCAUUGAAAGAGGAGCGUAGUACACCGCCAGCUUUGACCAUUGUCAAGGAAGAAUCAAGUAAUAAUAGUUGUAAUAUGUACCCACAACACAACAACAACACAACAUCAUCAUCAACAAAUACAACAACAACCAAACAGACAACAAGUGAAAGCCACAACAACACAGAGGGCGUUGGCUCACCCGGAAACAACAACAACAGCACACAAUCACACCAACAACAACAGCUGCAUCACAGCAGCAACAACAGCAAUACGAAUUGCCACCACAACAGUCAUCAGCAGCAACAACAACAACAGCCCCACAUGAGCUCCCCGCAACACCAGCAUCAAUACCAACAACAACAACACCAAAUAUUACACCAACAACAGCAACAAUUGCCACAUCACCACCAUCAUCAUCAUCAUCACCACCAUCACAGUCACAGUCAACUACAACAUCAACAACAACAAUUACAACAACAACAACAACAGGACCCACACCAACAACAGCCGCUUCACCAACAACAGCAGCUGCAGCAUCAACAACACCAACAACACUACCAACAACAUGCCAUCCAACACCAACAGGCUAGCAAAAUCUCAUAUCGUGGCAUUUUCACCACCACAGGCAACGCCAUGAACGCAGCAGCAGCAGCCGCAGCAGCUGCCCAGCAGCAGCAGCAACAACAGCAACUUCCCUCCCCGCAAUUGGGUGUCUUGCCCGGUCCCAUGUCGCCGCCCUCGAACAGUUUGGGCAACAGCUGGGGUCUGCCCAGUCCGGACAAGACCAUGUUCCAGCCGCCCCUCUUCAGUUUGCCCGCUCACUAUGCCACCAUGCAACAACAGCAGCAGCAACAGCAGCAGCAGCAACAACAACAGCAACAACAGCAGCAGCAACAGCAAUCUGCGGGUGCCGCCCCCUCGCCAUAUGACGACGGACGAGCGGCAGCAGCGGCGGCGGCCCAACACGCUGAACUCCUAGGUCUGACCAUGGACUGCACUCCUCUGUUACUCAAGCAACCGCCACCAACCUAUGCCGGUGCCUCCGGAUUCGAGGGACUGGGCCAACUGCACAGCAGCCACGAACAGUUGCAGCAACACCAGCAGCAGUAUGUGCGUUCGCAGCCCAAAUACCAAUGGCUGGACUCUCCGGCGGACUACGCUCAGCAGCAGCAACAGGUGCAGCAGCAACAGCAGGCCCAACAACAACAGCAGCAGCAGACCUUGGUGCUCCCGGGACCCACUUCAUCGGCGAGUUCCAGCAAUGCAGCCCUGGGAGUGCUAAUACCCAAGCAGGAGAGCUACCCGGACAUGCAACCCGGCUCCAAUGGCACAGGUUAUUCGGCCGGAUCGGGAGGCAGCUCAUCGGCAGCCGCUGCCGCAGCCGCAGCAGCUGCUGCAGCCGUGCAAUUGGCCGAAUACAGUCCGUCGACUAGCAAGGGACAUGAAAUCCUAUCGCAGGUCUACCAGCAGAGCAGCGUGCCCUUGAAACUGGUGCCAGUGAAGCCACGCAAGUACCCCAACCGCCCCAGCAAGACGCCAGUGCACGAGCGACCCUACGCCUGUCCAGUGGAGAACUGCGAUCGCCGGUUCUCCCGCUCCGACGAGCUCACCCGCCACAUACGUAUCCACACGGGCCAGAAGCCUUUCCAGUGCCGCAUCUGCAUGCGCAGCUUCAGCAGGAGCGACCACCUGACCACCCACAUUCGCACCCACACCGGGGAGAAGCCAUUCAGUUGCGACAUCUGCGGCCGGAAGUUUGCUCGCUCUGAUGAGAAGAAGCGGCACGCCAAGGUGCAUCUGAAGCAGCGCAUCAAGAAAGAGAAGGUGCGAGGCGAGCAGCAGCAGCAGCAGCAGCAACAACAGCAGCAACAACAGCAGCAGCAACAGCAGCAACAACAGCAACUGCAGCAGGAGCAACAUCACCUGAGCCUGCAGCAGCAUCCACAGUAUCAGCAUCCUCAUCAUCACCUCCUGCAGGCCGCCGACCUGGCCAUAGUCACCUCGAGUGCGAGCAUGUAGAGACUAGAGAACUCAGCAUCCGGCGUUGGCAAGGCCAGGAUUCAUCCGCCCAAGGUGAACCUGGCCUUGGCUUUGGAUCUCGACGAGAAUGCCCUUCCCUUCGAGCUGACCUCCGACUAUGGAACUCUGUCGCCCCUCACAAGCCCCGUGCAGUUCAAUUACGUGUGGGUCGGCCAGGACUCCAGUCAGCCCUUCUUCUACAAGGACGACGGCUCCUCGGAGAACUGAGGAGGAAACUGAGGGAAGGGAGAGCCAAGGGGAUCAAUCGCUGAUGCUGAAUAAUCAUUAAUGUAUACUGAGUUGUAGUCGUAAUACCGGGGUUGUGCUACCAGCAAAAUCUAUGCAAGACAUUAAAUCGUAAUGAGGUUACAAUAUGCUACAGUUAGCUUAGAUAAUAUAUAUAUCACACAUCCAGUAAUGGCCAGGAUAAGAAUCAAGCAAAGCAAAACAAAGUUACUAACCAUACAAAGCCUAACUAAAGCAAAUUGAUGAUGAUUACUAAUAAUAUUUGAUAUAUAAUUGAAAUGGGAAAAUAUUUAACUUAUGUCUCUAAUACUGUGAUCUCAUGUGUAAUAAUUAUUAAUUUUAAUUUCUUUACAUAACUACAUGAAUAACC